This is a messenger RNA of Protopolystoma xenopodis, 525 nucleotides long. Lineage: Eukaryota; Metazoa; Platyhelminthes; Monogenea; Polystomatidea; Polystomatidae. The record is from the annotation of a GenBank genome assembly.
AUGUCAGACGCCACAUACCAGAGGCCACAACAUCUUGGUCAUCAUAUAUACAAAGUCAGAUUAAGCUCAUCAACCAAACCAGACGCGCAAGAUUACAUAGCACCACUCUUGCCUUACCUUGAGGGUUUAAACGUUAGUGACUCUGGACUGAGAGCGAACUCAGCAACACCAUGUUACGAAAAUAUAACUCUUCUUCCUGAGACUUCACGUUCUGCAGCCCCUACUCCCACAGGCUGGAGUUCACUGUUGCCAAGAUCAAAGCUUGAGGUCACCAGUGCAACUACUCCAACUUCUGAUUUCCCAGACCCCGGACCGAACGGGAGCAAUAGCACUAGUCGUCGGCAGGCCCGUUUGAGUCAGUUGGUGAUAGCGGGACUCAGGAGCCCACCGGGUCUCGAGUUGGUUGCUCUCCUGCGUGAGUCCCCGGGGCCCUGGGAAACAACAAGAAGAUCUGUCUUCUUUCCUAGCGCUGUAGAUCAAGAUCCGACCUUGGCAGAAGGUAACUGGGCGAUGCCACUUUCGUAA